Messenger RNA from Aplosporella prunicola CBS 121167, 1116 nucleotides. RefSeq lists its product as uncharacterized. NCBI's taxonomy places the organism in Eukaryota, Fungi, Ascomycota, Dothideomycetes, Botryosphaeriales, Aplosporellaceae. The record is from RefSeq and is a predicted model, not a curated record. The transcript is spliced from 8 exons. Gene Ontology annotation, molecular function: FMN binding; oxidoreductase activity. The coding region runs from base 1 to 1116 and encodes 371 amino acids.
AUGGCGAACCGCGGUGCCGAUUUUGAUCCGGAAGUAUGCACCAUCGAUGACUUGCAGAACCUCGGCAGCAGCAAGCUGCCCAAAAUGUAUCGAGAUUAUUACAAUGAAGGAGCAAUGGACCUGAUAACCCUUCGAGACAAUGUCGAAGCCUUCAACCGCUAUAAAAUCCGACCGCGUGUCUUGGUCGAUGUCCAUAACAUCGACACCUCGGCAGAGAUUUUUGGUGAAAAGGUGGCUCUUCCCUUUGGAUUCAGUCCGACGGCAAUGCACAAACUAGCACAUGAAGAAGGAGAGCUGGCUACUUCGCGUGCUGCGGCCAAGUUUGGCAUUCCCAUGACCCUAUCUUCUUAUGCCACUGAGUCUAUUGAAAAUGUCACGGCACAAGGGAGUGGGAACCCAUAUUCGAUGCAAAUGUGCGUCCUCAAAGACAGAGAAAUUACCGUACAGCUGUUAAGACGCGCUGAAAAGAGUGGUUGCAAGGCCCUGUUCCUUUCUGUUGAUGUCCCUGUGUUGGGAAGGCGGCUCAAUGAGUACAGAAACAAAUUCACUUUGCCGCAUGACAUGGCUUGGCCAAACAUUCUCUCUAGUGGAAAAAACGAACAGGUUGGGAGUCCGGGAAGCAGAUAUGACUACGAUUCUACUUUAAGUUGGGAAACUGCAAUUCCGUGGUUAAGAGCCAACACGAAGCUUCAAAUCUGGCUCAAAGGCAUCAAUACGGCUGACGACGUCGUGCUUGCCAUUCAUCACGGAGUUGACGGUAUUGUCGUCUCAAACCACGGCGGAAGGCAACUAGACGGUGUACCAGCGACGCUAGAUGCACUACGGGAAUGCGCACCAGCGGCCAAAGGGAAAAUCCCCAUUGCCUUUGACGGUGGAGUUCGCAGAGGAAGCGACAUUUUCAAAGCUCUCGCCCUUGGAGCCGACUUCGUUUUUAUCGGAAGGAUACCUAUUUGGGGUCUUGCAUAUAAGGGGCAGGAGGGUGUGGAGCUUGCCCUUAGGAUUCUUUUACACGAACUCAGGGUGACAAUGGCUCUGACUGGUACCCGGAGUAUCAAGGAGAUCAACAAGGGGCACCUUUCAUUGUUAUCUCCAAGCGGAGUUUUGAGUAAACUUUAG